GUCCAGCACCUCUCCUCAUAUACCCUCGAACUUUUACCCCACAUGAAUGGCCAUGACACGGUCUGUUUUUCCACGUAAGACCCUAUCUGAUUAACUCGAGAAGAGAUUCACGAUGAGGGUAGUAAACUACGCCGCCUGGAUUCCCUCCCACGGCGCCGAGCUGGAAGUGGCCGAGGCUCCCUUUCCCACCAUCCUCGACGACGACGAAGUCAUCAUCAAGAACAAGGCCGUCGCCGUCAACCCGGUCGACUGGAAGAUCCAGUCUGCGCCGCAGCCAAUCUUCAACAUCCAAUACCCAUUCAUCCUAGGAUCAGAUGUCGCGGGCGAGGUCGUCGGCGUCGGCGAGGCCGCAAGGCACCGCUUCAAGAAGGGUGAUCGCGUCAUCGGCCACGCGCUUGGCCUGUCGUCCGGCGGGGCCGCGCAGGGAGGGUUCCAGCUGUACCCAAAGCUCAAGGCCGCGACCGUGUCCAAGAUCCCCGACGACAUCCCAUUCGAGCAGGCCGCCGUGCUACCCCUCUCCAUCUCAACGGCCGCCGCGGGGUUGUUCCUCAAGGAGACGCUGGGGCUGCCGAUACCCAAGCCGCCAAGCAGCAGCAGCAUCUGGGGGGCGAAGGGCGCGGGCAAGAAAAAGGAGACGGUCCUCCUCUGGGGCGGCUCCUCCUCGGUCGGCAGCUCCGUCGUCCAGCUGGCCGUCGCGGCGGGGUACGACGUCAUCGCGACGGCCUCGCCCUCCAACUACGACUACGUCAAGUCCCUCGGCGCGGAGCUCGUGGUCGACUACCACAACCCGGACAUCGUCCCCAUCCUGGCCGGCCUGCUGAGGGCCUCCGGGACGCGCCUCGCAGGCGCCUACGACGCCAUCGGGUCCGACGCCACCGUGCGCGCGAGCGCCGCCGUCGUGAGCGCCCUCGGAGGGGGCAGGGUCGCCAGCGUGGGGGUCACGCCCGAGGACGCCGGGGGCGACGAGGUCGAGGUCGUGCGCAUCUCGGCGCCGAGCCUUGUUGCUGGGGCGCCCGAGGUCGUGAGGGCCGUCUGGGGCGAGUAUGUCCCUGCUGCGCUGAGGGCUGGGACGCUGGUCCCGCGGCCGAGGGAGUUGGUCGUUGGGAAGGGGCUGUACUUUGUCCAGAGGGGGUUGGAUGCCAACAAGGCUGGGGUGAGCGCGGCCAAGGUGGUCAUUACGCUCUGAGGGCGUUCGAAGCUGGUAGGGCGUUGACAGUCAGGACUUGUGGCUGGUAAGAGUGCGUGCUGAAACACUUCACACAAAAUCAGCUCCUGGCAAUAAGUAGCUGGAAGCGAUGGCUGGUAUUUUGACCAUCCAACUGGCAACUUUAUUUUGAGGGACUCAUUGAUUCUGACCUCAUGGUUUGGUCUUCCCAAAUUUCAUGCUUCUAGUGUAGUUGCUGGGUCUUGGAAUCAAGGAGCACACUCAGGGAUCAUGUCUGGCUACUACACCUUCAUGUAAAUAGGCUACGUAAGCUGAGUGACUACCUCAUGAGUGAAAUGUACUUUCCGCUGCCC
Messenger RNA from Diaporthe batatas, 1518 nucleotides. RefSeq lists its product as uncharacterized. Gene Ontology annotation, molecular function: oxidoreductase activity, acting on NAD(P)H. The record is from RefSeq and is a predicted model, not a curated record. The transcript is spliced from 2 exons. Lineage: Eukaryota; Fungi; Ascomycota; Sordariomycetes; Diaporthales; Diaporthaceae. The coding region runs from base 113 to 1186 and encodes 357 amino acids.